AUGGAGAAAAUCCACGAAUCCUCUAAGUCCAAAGCCGUCGAUGUUAACAUCGAAAAGAUUUGCACGGUCAUCCCUCCUCCGCCAUUCUCUCCUUCGAGAAGUAGGUCUCUUCUUGCAAAGCUAGAUUGGAAUAUCAUGCCAUUCCUAUCUCUUCUUUACUUACUUUCCUUCUUGGAUCGAAGCAACAUCGGAAAUGCCAAGCUAUUCGGUCUGCAGAAGUCUUUGGGGAUGCCAACUGAAGGUCCCCGGGCGAUCCAAUACAAUGCAGCCUUGGCAAUCUUCUUUCCCUUCUAUGUCGCUGCCGAGAUUCCAUCCAACAUGAUGAUGAAGCGUCUUCGUCCCAGUCUCUGGUUAACAAUCAUGCUCGCAUGGAGCAUUUGCACAAUUGGUCUGGGAUUCGUCAAGAAUUACUCUGGUCUCCUAGUUGUUCGUGCAUUCCUAGGAGUUUGCGAGGGUGGUUUGUUUCCUGGUGUCACAUACUAUAUCACGAUGUGGUAUGCUCGUCAUGAAUGCGGUCUGAGAAUGGCAUUGUUCUUCUCGGCAGCAACAGCAGCAGGAGCAGUCGGUGGACUACUUGCCUUCGCAAUCGAUAAAAUGAAUGGGGUUGGUCGACGGGAAGCAUGGUCUUGGAUCUUCAUCCUCGAAGGCAUUCUUACCUUUAUCGUUGCUCUUGCAGCAUACUGGCUCAUCAAUGACUAUCCUCGCACAGCCAGAUUUCUCACAGGAGAAGAACGAACCGAAGUUGAGCGUCGCCUGAAAGCUGAUCGAGGUUCUCUUGCAGACGACUUCGACUUCAAAUACGCAUACGACGCUUUGAAAUAUUGGAAGAUCUACAUACAUAUGUUCAUCACAAUUGGCAUCUACACUCCUCUCUACUCGAUCUCUUUGUUCCUACCCACUAUCAUAAAGAAUAUGGGAUACGCAAAUGAAAAGAGUCAACUGAUGACAAUCCCAGUUUAUGCUGUUGCUUGCUGCCUCAUAAUUGCAGCUGGCUUCAUAACAGACAGACUCAGACAACGUGGAAUCUUCAUGCUGGCAUUCGAGGUUGUCGCUAUCACAGGAUUCGCAAUGCUUGCCUCAUCAAACAAACCCCACGUCCAAUACGCUGGGACGUUCUUCGCAGCUUCAGGCAUAUAUCCACUCGUACCCAUGGGCGUUGCAUGGAACGGCAACAACAUUGGAGGUAGCUUGAAGAGGGCUGUGGGCAUCGCUAUGCAUGUCAGUUUUAGAAAUCUGGGAGGUUCUAUCAGCGCUUUUUGUUUCCUGCCGCAAUAUCGCCGAGCGCUUUUGACAAUCUUCAUGUCUGUUUAUCUCCGAUUGGAGAAUGCGAGGAGGGAUAAGAAUGGACCAAUGCUGGGGAGCUAUACUGAGGAUCAGCGGAGUGCUGAGAGGGGGGAUGGUGAUAAUGCCACGUUUUAUCGAUAUACUGUGUAA
This is a messenger RNA of Mollisia scopiformis, 1434 nucleotides long. RefSeq names its product MFS general substrate transporter. Gene Ontology annotation, biological process: transmembrane transport. Bases 1 to 1434 code for a protein of 477 amino acids. The transcript is spliced from 7 exons. The record is from RefSeq and is a predicted model, not a curated record. Gene Ontology annotation, molecular function: transmembrane transporter activity. Gene Ontology annotation, cellular component: membrane. Lineage: Eukaryota; Fungi; Ascomycota; Leotiomycetes; Helotiales; Mollisiaceae.